UGCCGUGCGCCUCUGUAUAAAUACCUAGUGGACUUUCGAGACCGCAGCAGCGACUGUUGUCUCCGAGAGGCACUUGGACCCAGACAGAAUUGUGUGGCGCUCCCUUUGAAAGACUUGUGUGUCAGCCAGGCUCAUUCAGAAGACCAACCCUGAUCUGUGAGGGCUGUCAAAGAUGAGAUUCCCCAGGUCAUUCAUUGGCCUCUCUCUGCUCUACAUCUCUGUCGAGUGUCUGCUCCCUCCAUCCAAGGAGGACCUGAACGAGAUUUCUCUGCUUGGGGAGAAGUACCUGGAUAAGCAUAUUGAGAAUGCCAUCAAUGGGGUAAAGGAGAUGAAGACAGUGAUGGAGAGAUCUGGAGAAGAACACAAGAAGUUUCUGUCUGCCUUGGAGAAAACCAAACAGCAGAAAGAGGAUGCUUUGAAGGCUGCCCAGGAAUUGGAGACCAAACUGAAUGAGGAGCAGAGUGUGUGUAACGAGACCAUGCAGGCACUCUGGGAGGAGUGUAAACCCUGUCUGAGGAACACGUGCAUUAAGUACUAUUCCAGGACCUGCAGCAGUGGGUCCGGUCUGGUAGGGAGACAGCUGGAUGAAGUUUUGAACAGAACGUCGCCUUUCUCCAUCUGGAUCAAUGGACAGAACAUCGACACCCUGUUUAAAGAGGACCAGCAGCAGAGCCAGCGUUUCCAGGAUCUGGAGGAGAAGUACUCAGAGGUGGCCGACGGCGUGGACGGCAUCUUCACGGACAGUAUAAAAGUGUUUGAUCACAUGCGCUCCUACCACCAGCCCCUCUUCCCCCGCCCCUUCCGCAUGCCCAGCCUCUUCGGCCAGCCCGAGGGCCGCGCCUCCCGGGUGUACAGGUCCCCUGAGCAGGAGCCGUACUUUCGCAGCUUUCACAGCCUGUUCGAACCCAUGAUGAACAUAGCCCGCAACAUCUUCAGUGCCACCGAAGGCUUCAUGGGCAGUGACAUGGACUUCCCCUCUGAAGAUGGAAGUGUGAAUGAGGAUGUUGUCAUAACAAAACCGUUUGGAAGCGGUAAAAUGACCUGCAGGGAGAUCCGUCGUAAUUCGGCUGGCUGCAUUAAGCUAAGGGAGGAGUGUGAGAAAUGCAAGGAAAUUCAGCACAUUGAUUGCUCUGGAAAGAGACCCCUUGAAGGACCUAUGAAGGAGGAGCUGGAGAACGCUUUGGCCCAGGCUGAGAGGUUCACCCAGGAGUACAACAGGCUCCUCAGACGGUUUGAGGAGGAGAUGUUCAACACCUCCAGACUGCUGGACAUGUUUAACUCCCAGUUUGGAUGGGUGUCUACCCUGGCCAACCACACCAAGAAUGAGGAUGGGAUGUUUCAGGUUCAUGGGGUCAUAUCAAAGAACACUGAGGAUGCUGGAAAGCCAAGCGACACAAACGUGUCAGUCAAACUGUUUGAUGCUCCAGAGAUGAGUUUCACUGUGCCAGGGGACAUCCCAUGGAACGACCCCAAGUUUUCAGAGGUGGUGGCUCAGGAGGCCCUGGAUCGGUACAAACAGAACACAGUAGUUGUGAAAUAAGCAUUAGUGACUGCACCCCCCCCGUCAGGAGGGUGACUCUGACCCCAAAUCUGGAACCGUCUGUCGUCUGUAUUAGUGUCCUGCCUCAGAUGAUGGAGACAUCCUGUGCCCACCUGAGCUAGAAGCUCCCUUUCUAACACUAAUCCGCCUGUGACAACCUUAACACGCCAACUGCUCAAGACUGUGUAUGGAAGAGGGUGAAAAACACGCUUCACUUUCCUGAAAUGAAAGCCUACUGUACAUUAUGCCAAAUAUUAAUAAACUCUGUACAGAAUUCCA
Molecule: messenger RNA, 1819 nt
Organism: Chanos chanos (milkfish)
Lineage: Eukaryota; Metazoa; Chordata; Actinopteri; Gonorynchiformes; Chanidae
Gene: clu
Product: clusterin
Exons: 9
Coding region: 173-1540 (455 amino acids)
Cellular component (GO): nucleus
Molecular function (GO): misfolded protein binding
Source: RefSeq, a predicted model, not a curated record